UCAGUCCGCUUCUCCCCCUGUUGCAGGUUUAGUUGUUUGGUGUUGGGUGUGAAGAUGGGGCACACUCUGCUCCGUGCGCUGUUUUUAUUCUUGCUCAAUAUACUCCUCUACUGUGGACACGCUGAAGGCAUCGAGCUGACCCUUGAACCCAACUCACGGCAGUUUUAUUCUGGAGAAUUUCUUACCUUCAAAUGUCGCCUGAGAAAUGGAAAUGACAAUGACUGGCAAUACAAAUUCACAUGGAACGGUCAACAAAUGACCUCCUUCAGUCCAAACAACUCGCACUCCCUAACCAUAACGCCGGACUCGGGUGGCGUUUAUCAGUGCACCGGUCGAAACUCGACGAAGUUCACGAAACAGAGCAACACGGUCACUCUGUCAGUGUCAGAACACAGUCCAACAGCCACUCUGACUGCAAGGAGUACAUCCAUACCAGUGUCGGGCACACUGAAUCUGACCUGUUCUGUUGAUAAUCCACCCUGGACAUAUGACUGGUACAAGGAAAGCCCAGACUCUUCCAUAAGCGUCAUUGCGACGGAAGAGUCUUUUAUCGUUAUCUCCGAUGAAGGCAUCUACUGGUGCAGAGGAAGAAGAGGAAUGCCAGUUUACGUCACGAGGAGCAGUGCCAUGACUCGCAUUGAGCGAACAUUGUCCAACAACGUCUCUGUGAGCCUGGAACACAACGUGGCUCAGAUAUUCAGUGGCGAGAUGGUCACCAUCAGGUGCGAGAUCGAGAUCCAAGACGGUGGAAACACUGAGUGGGAAUAUGAAUGGAGAGCAAACAGUAGCCCGUACACACAUACCAACCGCAGUGAAUACACGCUCAGCAGUGCCUCCAUUUCCCACACUGGAACCUACUGGUGCAAGGGAAGGAAGAACUUGUACAACUCGACACAGUGGAGCGAUGCCCUCACACUGAAUGUAUUACCUUAUAAACCCAGGCCAACACUCACGGCCGAUAAGAGGACCAUACAGGUGAGUGGCAAAGUCAUGCUGACCUGCUCUUUGGCGAACUUGGAUGAGUGGCAGUACAACUGGUUCAGGCGCACUUCGCGCUCCUCUGCAGCUUGGACUGUCAUCUCAAACUCAAAUGGUUCCACAAGCGUCUCGGAGGGGGGAAUCUAUUUCUGCAGAGGAAAAAGGAGACAAACAGCUUUCACUACUGAUAACAGCGACACAGUCACAAUAGAGAAACAAGUUCCCAACAAGGUUACGGUGACCCUGGAACCCAACUGGCCUCUGAUCUUCACAGGUGAGAACUUGACCAUCAAGUGUGUGGUCCAUGGAGACGAAAUGACAGAGUGGACGUACGAAUGGAGCAAAAGCAGCUCCAACUCUGUUGCGACGCACGAUGAAUACAGGAUUGUCAGCGCGACAGAGUCCAACAGCGGAAACUACAGGUGUAUGGCCAGACACCAAUACAACAUGUUUUCCACAACAGAGUGGAGUGACUUUGUCACGUUGACAGUUUCUGCCGAGACGCCAACUGCUUCCUUAGAUGCUGACACCACAGCCUUUCCACGAGGGCGCAGUGCAGCUCUGACCUGUUCUGUGAACCCAUGGUCCUCUGGCUGGGAUUACUACUGGUACAGAGGUGAUAUAAACGCUGAACCACGAAUAACUCAGCAUAACGUUCCCAGUACAAGGCAAAGUAUGAGCGCCUCUAACGAAGGACUGUACUGGUGCAGAGGAGGAAGAGGAGACCCAGUUUACUACACAGAGUACAGCAACCCUGUCACUAUUCAUCAAAGUGUUAGCAAGGAGGUGGCCUUGACUCUGCAACCGGAAUGGCCUCUGAUAUAUCACGGAGAGUCCGCCAUACUUAGGUGUGAGAUCCUUGGAAACGACACACGGUGGGAGUAUGAAUGGAUGACGACCAGCCAAAGUCAACCUCCAAACACAAAUGAGUUGAGAAUCCAUUGGGAAUCAGAGGGUGGUUUCUACUGGUGUAAGGGCAGAUGGAAAAGUGCACCACAGAAUUCAACCGGAUGGAGUCUGUCCGUUAAUGUCGCAGUGUCUUAUUUGGCACCAAAACCAGUCCUCAUUGUGUCUCCAUCGUGGUCAAGUCCUGGAGAUCCAGUAACUUUGACCUGUGUGGUUGAACAUUUAUCUGCUGGCUGGAGAUUCUACUGGUAUAAAGCUGUUCCGGAACAGUUAUAUCUGGAUUAUAGAUUCGUAGAUGUUGAAAGUUUGGAGGACUAUAUGUACAGCAACGAUUUUGAGCCACUACCUGGAAGCAGCAAAGGGACUGAACAGAAUUCCUAUAUUGUUUAUGGACUGACACAUACAGUGGGAUAUAUGUGCAGAGCUGGAAGAGGAGACCCAGUUUAUUACACCAAGUACAGUAAUGCAAAGUUUGUCUGGUUUGGAGAUUUCCACUCACCAUUGUCUCUCACGGUCACCCCCAGCAGAGUCCAACAUGCUGAUUUUUCCCCCCCUGCCUCACUUAUCUGUAAGGGAUUUGAUUGUGCUGGGAAAGUGUGGAGGUUUCACGGCAAAAGCAACACAUUAGAAUUGCUUAACCUUACCAACGGCUGGACGGAGACGGCGAAUGAAUACUUAUGCAGCGCACAGAUAGACAGUACUGGGGUGUACUGGUGUGAAAGUGAAUCAGGAGAGACCAGCAAUGCAGUCAACAUCACUCUAGUUCAUCGUGAUGUUGUCCUGGUGAGCCCCGUCCAUCCUGUGACUGAGGGAGACUCUGUCACACUUGGCUGCUUGUUCUUUGAGGACAUCGACUUGUCAUGUGACUUUCUACAAAAUGGGAAACUCAUCCGACACGAUGACAGCUGGGAGUUUGGAGUAUCAAAGUUGGAAAUCUCCAGUGUAUCAAAGUCAGACGAAGGCUUCUACAAGUGUCGAUGUUCAGGACAGGAGUCAGUGGAGAGUUGGAUGUCUGUAGAAUCGCGUCAUUCAGUUCCUGUAGCAGUGACCAUUGGCCUGGUUUGUGGUGUGAUGCUGGUUGUUCUCCUCCCGCUGCUGCGGUUGUGCUGGUAUCGAAAGUCAAAGAAUCCAUGUGGUAACAGUCAGACAUUUGCCACGGACCAAACUGUCAAUCAAGGCGAAAAUCAACAGCAGGUGUACUCGUCUCUUCUUCACGGUGACGUUUGUCUCUAUGAAACAGUUGGAGGCUCUGGAAACACUGGGACUGGAUGCCAACAUAAUGAAGAGGAGGAGCUUGACUGCAACUAUGUAAAUCCAGAUGCAGGUCCACAAAUACAAGCGCUUCGUCAAGAGAACAAAAAAAAGGAGGCCUAACAUGAAAAACGACAACAUGACGGCGUGAGAGCUGAUGACGGAAUCCACCUGUGUUUAAUUUCUUAUUUCUUAUUUUACUUGAUGAUCAUUAUUGUUGUUUUUGUUAUUAGUAGUAUUUAUGCGACUGCUCAAACUGUGAAAUGUGUACAUUACCAAAAUUGGUGCUGUAAUUUAAGGUAAAAAUUGAAAAAUGCAACUCAGAUUGACUUGAAACUUGACCCACAAGUCCAGCUCAUUAAGCUCAACAUAAAAAAGCUUCUUGGACCAUAAAAGACCAUAAAAGAUUGGUUUGGAUAAAUGUAUGAAACUUACUAAAGUAGUUGAUGGCUUCUUUAUCCUAUAUUUUGUUAGGUUGGUUAUUUAAAAUAUAGAUUAUUCUAGGGUAAAUACAUGUUCCUGUUGCUGUUUAUAAAUAUUACUGAGUGAAUAUACUCUGUAAAUAUAAUCAAAAUCUCUUUAGGCUACUUUAUACUCUAUUAUACUAAUUUACCCGGGGUAUAAUCUAGCAUAGGUCGCUUUAAUCCCGGUUUAUUCUGGACUGGCAGUAUACUAUGGCCUGUUACACCAGGAUUGGUUUGGUACAUGCUGGACCGGUCGCCAGAACCCAAACGCCCACAGGGAGAACAUGCAAAGUCCACUCAGACAAAGGCCCUCAGUCGAACCAGGAUUCGAACUGAUGACCUUCUUGACCUACUCUACCGUGUGGAACCCUCUGUUGGUCUGUAGGUCAUCACUGGACAAGGCUCAUG
Messenger RNA from Solea senegalensis (Senegalese sole), 4007 nucleotides. RefSeq names its product basement membrane-specific heparan sulfate proteoglycan core protein-like. Gene Ontology annotation, biological process: cell surface receptor signaling pathway. Gene Ontology annotation, molecular function: transmembrane signaling receptor activity. NCBI's taxonomy places the organism in Eukaryota, Metazoa, Chordata, Actinopteri, Pleuronectiformes, Soleidae. Bases 55 to 3258 code for a protein of 1067 amino acids. The transcript has 18 exons. The record is from RefSeq and is a predicted model, not a curated record.